AGGACUGGCAUGCAUGGGCAGCUCUGCUCUGUGCUGGUGGUUGGGACUCAUUCUCAGUACAAUUUAUGUCUGGUUCCUGAAGAUCAACCGAAUAGAAAGGACAAAAGAUUUGUUUGUGCGCCGCAUGUAUGAAGGGGCAUUCCUGGAACAGUCCAUGUUGCUGAACACCCGUUUUGAGAUCAAAAAAAGACGCAAGGAUAAAAGUGUAAAAGAAACCAUCAGAGUGUUUCCGUGUGCAACAAUGUGGCAUGAGACCUAUGAUGAAAUGAUGAAGAUUAUCAUCUCCAUGUUCAGGCUCGAUAAAUACAGACCAAAGUCCGACACAAAUACUGGUGAAGAGUUUGAAUUCCAUAUUUAUUUUGAUGACGCCUUCAAGAAAGUCGGAAAUCAGCGACAUGCUAAUGAAUAUGCUGAAAUUCUUGUGGAAGUCAUUAAAGAAGUUUACACCAUUUUCAGUGUAGAGAAUCCAAGUAUUUUUGAGAAGAUCCCGCAGCUUCCCCGUCAGAGGAUCAUAAGCACUCCGUAUGGAGGUCGUCUGGAAUACACCCUACCUAAAGGCAACCUGAUGAUGGUUCAUCUGAAAGACAAGACGAAGAUCCGUCACAAGAAGAGAUGGUCUCAGAUAAUGUACUUGUAUUACAUUCUUGGCUGGAGACUUAACAGAAAGUACUUCAAGAGGUUUGAGGAAGGUGCAGAAUCUGAGAUUCUUAAAGAAAAACUGAAGAAAGAGAAGGAGAACACAUACAUCUUGGCUCUGGAUGGUGAUACUGAUUUCCAGCCAUCUGCAGUCAUGCUUUUAGUUGACAGACUGAAACUCUACCCGGAUGUUGGAGCUGCCUGUGGUAGAAUUCACCCGACAGGCUCAGGGCCCAUGGUGUGGUAUCAGAAGUUUGAAUACGCUGUAGGUCACUGGCUGCAAAAGUCUGCAGAGCACGUGCUCGGCUGCGUCCUGUGCAGUCCUGGAUGUUUCAGUCUUUUCAGAGGGGCGGCACUCAUGGACGACAACGUCAUGAAAAGAUACACAACUAAAGCCUCUGAGGCCAGCCACCACGUUCAAUAUGAUCAAGGUGAGGACCGCUGGUUGUGCACUCUGCUGCUCCAGCAGGGAUGGAGGGUGGAGUACUGCGCAGCAUCUGAUGCCUACACAAACGCUCCACAGGAUUUUAAAGAAUUUUACAACCAGCGCAGACGCUGGGGACCCUCAACCAUGGCCAACACCAUUGACCUCUUGGGCUCAGGAAGAUUGACCUCACAAAGAAACAGCUCGAUCUCAAAACCUUACAUCUUGUACCAGGUUAUGAGCAUGGCAGCUUCCAUUUUGGGCCCUGCCACUAUCUGUCUGAUGAUAGCAGGAUGCUUUGUGUUUAUCUUCAAAAUGGAUCAAAAUGGAGCCCUUGCUUUGGCCGUAGUGCCCCCUACUAUCUACCUGUUACUGUGUUUUAAACUCAAAUCCGACACUCAGAUUAUAAUCGCAGCAAUCAUGAGUGUAAUUUAUGCAUUUAUUAUGGCAGGAGCAGCUCUCUCAAUCAUAGGUGAUAUAAUCGUGCAAGACACCUUCCUGACCCCUAGUGGCCUGUUUCUUAUUAGCAUGGUGCUGAUGUAUCUCAUCACGGCUAUUCUUCACCCUCAGGAGUUCUCACUUGUCAUCUAUGGAUUUGUAUACUUCCUCAGCAUUCCUAGUGGUUAUCUACUCUUAAUCAUUUACUCAAUAGUCAACAUGAACAAUGUCUCAUGGGGUACUCGUGAAACCGGUGGCAAGGCUAAAACUGCAGCGGUCGGUGCUUUUAGGAAGGUCAUGCAGGCUUUAGGUUCUAAAUGUCCAUGGUUGGGAUUGCCUCAAGAUACACCUGAGGAGGCACUAGUAGUAGAAAACAAAGCAGUGACUGAAAUCCCACACGCUGAAGCUCCUGUUGAAAAAGAAAGGCCAUUAGAGGACUCCAUUAGUUUUGAUCAAAAAGAUUCACUAUGGAUAAGUCAUUUGCAAAAUAAAUAUGAUGACUUGGAUGAGUCAACACUCCCUAUGGAUGAAUGUCAAUUUUGGAAAGACCUGCAGAAAAAGUAUCUUGAGCCUCUUAAAGAGAGCAAAGAAGAGCAAGACAAAAUCGCUGAUGAGCUGAGAGAACUGAGAAAUAAGGUGACAUUUGUUUUUUUCUUCUGCAACGCACUUUGGUUAGUGGCAACAUUCUUCCUUCAAGCUAUUGGUGACACAGUCUCCAUAAAGAUCCCGAAAGUCUAUCCGAAUGGGACUUAUUCCCAAACAGAAACAUUUUCUAUUGAUCCAAUUGGACUGAUGUUUCUACUUAGCUUUGCAAUAUUGCUGCUAAUGCAAUUUUUGGCAAUGGUUUACCACAGAAUCUAUACAUUAAUCCAUUUUGUGGCGUAUGCGGAUACAGAACUCAAAAAGUAUAAAAAACGAGCUCGGAAGAUUGCACAGAGCCAAGAAAACCAGCCUAGGGAGAACGAGCCAGAAACAAGCUUCUGUAUUCAAAACCCAUCUACACACAGAGGAUCUAUAACUAUGGUUUAAGAUCUUGAGACUGAACUCUCCAUUAGGAUUGACUGUACUGUAGCACCCAAUAUAUUUUUAACAGAAUGAUUGUAAUGUUUAUUUAUUAGAUGCCUUUAUUUAUAAGAUUCAUUAAAUUGUUUGUUAAUUAAAAAUUAGCCUGUUACUUUGUAUAGCUAUUUCUGCUAUUUUUUUGUCUCUGUCCAUUGAAACUCUGUCUUUCUCUUAAGAAAGUAAACAUAAAAUGUAUGUACAGGUGUACAUGUGCCCGCAUAGCUAUUUCUGAAAUUGUAUUCUUACUGUAAAGUAUGCGUUUUUGUCUUUUGUCCUUUUAAAACGGUCUUUCUCUUAAGAAAGUAAACCUCAAAUGUAUGUACAAGUGUACAUGUGCCCGUAUAGCUAUUUCUGAAAUUGCAUCCUUACUGUGAAGUGUGUGUUUGUCUUUUGAAAUUGUCUUUUUCUUAAUCAAGAAAACCUGAAAGGGCGGUUUCUCGGACAGGGAUAGACAAAAAAAAGUGUAAGAGCUGUCCAAACUAAAAACAACUUGCACUGACAUAUCUAAAAAAAAAUACCGUGCCCUUUGGUUUGCCUCAAAAUGCACAGAAGUAAUGUUUUUAGUUAGGUAUGUUUGUUAAAACUAGUUAUAUUUCCUAAUUUCUAAACUAAGGCCUAGUCCUCUCUUAAGCUAAUCCCUGUCUGGGA
Messenger RNA from Paramisgurnus dabryanus, 3208 nucleotides. Lineage: Eukaryota; Metazoa; Chordata; Actinopteri; Cypriniformes; Cobitidae. The record is from RefSeq and is a predicted model, not a curated record.